This is a messenger RNA of Macrobrachium nipponense, 2172 nucleotides long. RefSeq names its product zinc finger protein 37-like. Gene Ontology annotation, biological process: regulation of transcription by RNA polymerase II. The coding region runs from base 381 to 2078 and encodes 565 amino acids. The transcript has 9 exons. Gene Ontology annotation, molecular function: DNA-binding transcription factor activity, RNA polymerase II-specific; RNA polymerase II cis-regulatory region sequence-specific DNA binding. The record is from RefSeq and is a predicted model, not a curated record. Lineage: Eukaryota; Metazoa; Arthropoda; Malacostraca; Decapoda; Palaemonidae.
GCGUCGGGCGUCAGUACUGUGAGGAUCAGUCUAGUAGAUUGUCAAGUUGUAAACAUUAAAUGGCCGAUUCUGUCGAUUCCGUAUAGACUCUGGUUAAUUUUUAAAUGUAAUUCCUUCGUUUUAAAUCGGCGAUAAAUUUCUGAAACGUCGUUUUAAAGUUAAAUUUAAAUCCCUUAAAAAAUAUGACAGCAUCAAAUCAACCUAGACGAGACGAAGCUUCGAUGGUAGACGUAGCUUAGGUAGUAUGAAGGAAGACAUUUUACGUUAAGGAAAUUUUGACUUUUUAAUCUGACAUUUUGAACCAGGACCGUGAAUUGGGUGGUCCCUCGAGUGCCAUUUAAUUCGUGACAGAACAUCCGCUGACAAACGGGCGAAUAAAAAUGUCGUCAUCCGCAGAAACGGUUCGCGAAGCCGCUUUGUACUUGGAGUACUUCUUGAAGGGGCUGUCAGAGUGCAAUGUUGUUGGAAGCUAUACAGUACAGUUCUUGGAGCUGCGAAGUUUUAAUGUCCGUUUAGAGGCAUCUUUAGCAGAUCAUUUGAAAUGUUUGGUGAUCAACAUGAAGGGUCUGCUAAUGAAACUAGACAGCUCUUUCAUCCCAUAUUGCAACACUGGAGCACAGACUGAAGACAUUUUAUUGUGUUCGUUAUGCAACAGUCAUAGUACAAUUUAUUCAUCUCCUGAGAAAGAUUCAAAAAAGUCUUUCGAAGAAGUGGAAAAAACGUGUGAGAGUCCAGAAAUAGAUCAGUUGCUAACUUCAGAUCCUUUGAUUCAGCUGAAGCAAGAAAUACCUUGUCUGAAUGCUGCAACAUCCAGAUCUGUUCAGUAUAGUAGAAAAGAAAACAUUGCCAACAUUAUUCACAUAGAUAGCACAGAUGAGAAGGACCCUCUAGCAUUGGUGGAACAUGACACAAGCCCUGGUAUCAAAACUGAAAAAUGCAGUGUAGCAUUAUCUUUAACAGCCUUAGAUGAUAAUUUAAACAUUGGAUAUGCCACUGCUCCACAGAUGGAAGAAGGCCAAGGAGAGAUUCUACUGGACCACCAGGAUGGAUCUGAUUCUACCCAUUCAGAAGGAUUGAUGUAUUCUAUAUAUACAAUGAAUUCCUGUGGAGGCCUGCAGCUAGUGAGCAGGGUCCUGAGCAAAAAUAAUUCUUCAAAAGAUGGCUUAAUUGAACCUGUGGAGAAAGCUAUGAUUGAAAUAAACAACUUGAAAGAAGAGCUUUAUUCUCCAAAUAAUCUUGCAGCAUUGGCUUUACAAGAAAAUAAUAAUCAAGACCAGGGAUCAUCUCUUACUGAAGAAGGCAUAGCCAUAACAGACAGCAGUCUUGGAAAUCCAGCCAAACCAUAUUCUAAAAUUAUCAGUAAAAUUGAGAAGCCUGCAAGGUUGAAGCAAAUCAAAAAAGUUGAAGGCAUGGAUACUUGUAUUCCAAAGUUCAGUGAAAUAGUAAAGUUGGGUCCAGAAGACUUGGGGAAUGGUACAUGGUGUAAUGUCUGUGAAAAGGAGUUUCCUUCUGUUGGAAGCCUAAAGGCCCAUGUUUCACGUACUCAUAGCAAAGUCAAGUGGUGCAAUACAUGUAGUAAGUUUAUAACGUCAGAGGAUAUGAACAGUCAUGUGCAAGACUACCAUAGUGAACUCCCAUACGUAUGUAAUGUGUGUGGUCAAAGUUUACGAACAAGUGGAGCUUUCCAGAGGCACAUGGAUAUUCACAAGGGGCUACGAGGAAGUGCAUGCGAGGUAUGUGGACAGACAUUUUCCCGAACCGAAUAUUAUCGUGAACACAUACGAAUUCAUACAGGAGAGAAACCUUUCAAAUGUGAAACAUGUGAAAAGACAUUCUCAAGAUCCAGCAACUUAUAUGCACACAUGAGGAUUCAUAAUGGCGAAGAGCAACGACACAUGUGCAAGUUAUGUUUGAAGUCAUUUGCAAGGGCAGAUAAGCUAAAGGAGCACACCAUUCGUCAUCUUCAAGUUAAGCGAUUUGCAUGUCGCCUGUGCUCAAAAUCAUAUAGAGAAAGACGUGAUUUGAUCAAGCACCUUGGAAAAAUUCAUGCAAGUGAUCGCAGCAGUAAUACAGACUGAGGGGAAAUAUAUGGACUUAUAUUUCUGAAAGUACAAUAUAAAUGUUUUAAGAUAUUCUAAAAUUUUCAGAGCUUUAUUAAACUUUUUUUAUUUA